GGCGCUAUGCUCCCCGAGUGACUGACUGAGCCGCCAUCCGGGCACCUCCUCGGCGGCGGCGGCGGCCGGGCGGGGGGAAGAGGCCGGGAGGAGCGAGGCCGGCAGGGAGGGGGCGCUGGGCUCUUCCCCACCCCGCCCCGAACCCUCCUCCCCUGCGGCCUGCUGCGGCGGCGGCGGCGGCGGCCCGGCCCGGGUAUGGGGGAACGGGGGCCGCCGCCGGUCGGGCACUGAGCGGCGCUGUUGCUCGACGGUGGGUUCCCCUUCGGAGGAACGGGGAGAGAGAACGAGCUUCACCCCCCCCCUUCCUCCGGCUCCCCGCUCUUCAACGAUUACCGGCUCGGCGGCCUCUCCUUGGACGGCCCAGCCGGCUACCAUGGCGGAGAACUUACUCGACGGGCCGCCCAACCCUAAGCGAGCCAAGCUCAACUCGCCGGGCUUCUCCGCCAGUGAUAGCACAGAUUUUGGAUCUUUGUUUGACUUGGAAAAUGAUCUUCCUGAUGAGCUGAUCCCCAAUGGCGAGUUGGGCCUUUUAAACAGCAGUGGGAACCUUGUUCCAGAUGCCGCUUCCAAACACAAACAACUUUCUGAACUUCUAAGGGGAGGCAGCGGCUCUUCCUUAAACCCAGGAAUUGGAAAUGUGAACUCAAAUAGCCCUGUCCAGCAGGGAGUUGGUAGUCAAGUUCAAGGGCAGCCAAACAGUGCUAAUAUCGGUAAUCUGGGUGCUAUGGGUAAGAGCCCUUUAAACCAGGGAGACUCUUCUGCUUCGGGCCUGGCAAAGCAAGCAGCCAGCACCUCUGGACCUACCACACCUGCAUCACAAACUCUGAACUCUCAAGCACAAAAACAAGUGGGGAUGGUGACAAGCAGCCCUGCAACAUCACAGACUGGACCUGGGAUAUGUAUGAAUACUAAUUUCAGUCAGACACACCAGAACCUUCUCAACAGUAAUUCUGGUCACAGUUUAAUGAAUCAGCCUCAGCAAGGACAAGGGCAGGUAAUGAAUGGAUCUCUUGGGGCAGCUGGAAGAGGAAGGGGAGCAGGAAUGCAAUAUUCUGCCCCUGCCAUGCAGGGGAAUGCAGGCAGUGUGCUGGCAGAGACUUUAACCCAAGUGUCUCCACAGAUGGCUGGUCACACUGGACUGAACACAGCACAGACAGGAGCAAUGACUAAAAUGGGAAUGACAGGUAACACUAGUCCCUUUGGGCAGCCCUUCAGUCAAACUGGGGGGCAGCAGAUGGGAGCUACAGGAGUGAAUCCUCAGUUACCAAACAAGCCAGGCAUGGCGAAUAGUUUGUCUCCCUUUCCUGCCGACAUCAAGAGUACUCCCGUCACCAGUGUGCCAAAUAUGUCCCAGAUGCAAACCCAGGUACAGCAAGUGGGGAUAGUACCGACGCAGGCAAUGGCAACUGGACCAACAGCAGAUCCGGAGAAGCGCAAACUGAUCCAGCAGCAGUUGGUUUUGCUGCUUCAUGCUCACAAAUGUCAGAGGCGUGAGCAAGCAAAUGGAGAGGUGCGGGCCUGUGCUCUCCCACACUGUCGAACCAUGAAAAACGUCCUCAACCACAUGACACACUGUCAAGCUGGGAAGGCCUGUCAAGUUGCACAUUGUGCAUCUUCAAGACAAAUCAUCUCCCACUGGAAGAACUGUACUCGGCACGACUGUCCUGUGUGCCUUCCUUUGAAAAAUGCCAGUGACAAAAGAAAUCAACAACCCCUUCUAGGGUCUCCAGCUGGUGGAAUCCAAAAUUCCAUCGGUUCUGUUGGCACCGGCCAGCAGAAUACUCCAUCGCUAAGUAAUCCUAAUCCGAUUGACCCCAGCUCCAUGCAACGAGCCUACGCUGCCCUUGGACUGCCAUAUGGCAACCAGCCUCAAACACAGUUGCAGCCGCAGGUACAAGGCCAACAGCCAGCACAGCCUCAGCCUCACCAGCAACUGAGGACCAUUAAUGCAUUGGGAGCCAACCAGAUGAACCUUCCUGCAGGAGGAAUAACAACAGACCAGCAAGCUAGUCUAAUUUCUGAAACUGCUCUUCCAACAUCCCUUGGGACAAAUAAUCCACUCAUGAAUGAUGGCACAAGUUCUGGCAAUGUUGGAAACCUCAGCUCAAUGCCAACAGCUGCACCUCCUUCUAGUACCGGGGUAAGGAAAGCAUGGCAUGAACAUGUCACUCAGGAUCUGCGCAAUCAUUUAGUGCAUAAACUUGUCCAAGCCAUCUUCCCCACUCCUGAUCCGGCAGCACUGAAGGAUCGCCGCAUGGAGAACUUGGUGGCUUAUGCCAGGAAAGUGGAAGGAGAUAUGUAUGAAUCUGCUAACAGUAGGGAUGAAUACUAUCAUUUAUUAGCAGAGAAAAUUUAUAAGAUACAAAAGGAGCUAGAAGAGAAACGGAGGUCUCGUCUACAUAAACAAGGGAUGUUGGGGAAUCAGCCAGCCUUACAGACCCCAGGACCUCAGCCUCCUGGUAUCCCACAGGUGGCUGCUGCCAUGGGCCAGGCACAGCCCGUGAGGCCGCCCAAUGGGCCUAUGUCCAUGCCAACCGUGCCGAUAAGUCGUAUGCAGGUUUCCCAAGGAAUGAAUCAGUUUAACCCCAUGUCCAUAGGGAAUGUACAGAUGCCACAAGCACCCAUGGGACCCCGUGCAGCUUCUCCAAUGAGCCAUCCUGUACAAAUGAACAACAUGGGCGCUGUUCCUGCGAUGGCAAUGUCUCCUUCCCGAAUGCCUCAGCCACAGAACAUGAUGGGAGCUCAUUCCAACAACAUGAUGGGUCAGGCUCCUACCCAGAACCAGUUCCUGCCCCAGAAUCAGUUCCCAGCAUCUAGUGGGGCUAUGAAUGUGAACAAUGUGGGCAUGGGUCAAUCGACAGCCCAGGCCGGGGUGCCACAGCAGGGGCAGGUUCCCAGUGCUGCUCUUCCCAACUCCAUGAACAUGCUAGGACCGCAGAGUGGGCAGUUACCAUGUCCAUCAGUGACCCAGCCACCUCUACAUCAGACUACACCUCCUGUGUCCACUGCUGCUGGGAUGCCACCUAUUCAGCACCAAACGCCAACUGGAAUGACUCCUCCUCAGCCAGCAGCACCCACUCAGCCUUCGACACCGGUCUCAUCUUCAGGACAAACACCAACACCAACACCGGGUUCCGUUCCAAAUGCGACACAGACACAAAGCACACCUACAGGGCAGACUGCGGCACAGGCCCAAGUCACACCGCAACCUCAGACCCCAGUUCAACCCCAGUCUGUGCCAACCCCGCAGCCAUCCCAGCAACAGCCAACAUCUGUGCAGGCACAGCCACCUGGCACUCCACUAUCCCAGGCAGCAGCUAGUAUUGAUAACAGGGUCCCCACCCCUGCCUCAGUUGCUAGUGCUGAUACGAAUUCCCAGCAACUAGGACCAGAUGCACCAAUGCUAGAAAGCAAAUCAGAAGUUAAAACUGAAGAAACUGAGCCAGAGACUAGUGAGACACAAGUGGAAGCUAAGACUGAGGUGGAGGAGGAUUUGCAAGGAUCUUCACAAACAAAAGAAGAAACAGAUGGAACAGAACUGAAACAAGAGCCAAUGGAAAUAGAAGAAAAGAAGCCUGAAAUAAAAGUAGAUGCUAAAGAGGAAGAGGAGAGCGGCACUAAUGGAACCACUUCACAAUCCACAUCGCCAUCUCAGCCCCGCAAAAAAAUUUUCAAACCUGAGGAGCUGCGCCAGGCUCUCAUGCCUACCCUUGAAGCUUUGUACCGCCAGGACCCAGAGUCUCUACCUUUUAGACAGCCUGUGGAUCCCCAGCUUCUAGGGAUUCCGGACUACUUCGACAUUGUGAAGAAUCCUAUGGAUCUUUCAACGAUUAAACGUAAAUUGGAUACCGGGCAGUACCAAGAACCCUGGCAAUACGUGGAUGAUGUUUGGCUAAUGUUUAACAAUGCCUGGCUUUACAAUCGCAAGACUUCCAGGGUCUAUAAGUUUUGCACUAAACUUGCAGAAGUGUUUGAGCAAGAAAUUGAUCCCGUUAUGCAAUCACUUGGCUACUGUUGUGGGCGCAAGUAUGAGUUUUCUCCACAGACCUUGUGCUGCUAUGGCAAGCAGUUGUGUACUAUUCCUCGUGAUGCUGCCUACUACAGUUACCAGAAUAGGUAUCACUUCUGUGAGAAGUGUUUCACUGAAAUCCAGGGGGAGAAUGUCACCCUGGGUGAUGACCCUUCCCAGCCUCAAACAACCAUCUCUAAGGAUCAGUUUGAAAAGAAGAAAAAUGAUACACUAGAUCCAGAGCCGUUUGUUGACUGCAAAGAGUGUGGUCGGAAGAUGCACCAGAUUUGUGUAUUACAUUAUGAUAUUAUUUGGCCUUCAGGGUUUGUCUGUGAUAAUUGUCUGAAGAAGACUGGUAGAACACGCAAAGAAAACAAGUUCAGUGCUAAAAGGCUACAGACUACGCGUUUAGGAAACCAUUUGGAAGACAGAGUAAACAAAUUUUUGCGGCGACAGAAUCACCCUGAAGCUGGAGAGGUCUUUGUCAGAGUAGUAGCAAGUUCAGAUAAGACAGUAGAAGUUAAACCAGGAAUGAAAUCCAGAUUUGUGGACUCUGGUGAGAUGUCAGAAUCUUUCCCUUACCGUACCAAAGCUCUGUUUGCAUUCGAGGAGAUAGACGGAGUAGAUGUAUGCUUCUUUGGCAUGCAUGUACAGGAGUAUGGCUCAGAUUGCCCCCCUCCAAACACAAGGCGUGUGUACAUAUCGUAUCUAGAUAGUAUUCAUUUCUUCCGCCCCCGUUGUCUCCGAACUGCAGUUUAUCAUGAAAUCCUUAUUGGGUAUUUGGAGUACGUGAAGAAACUUGGGUAUGUGACAGGACACAUCUGGGCCUGUCCCCCAAGUGAAGGAGAUGACUAUAUUUUUCACUGCCAUCCACCUGAUCAGAAAAUACCCAAACCCAAACGUUUGCAAGAAUGGUAUAAGAAGAUGCUGGAUAAGGCAUUUGCUGAGAGAAUCAUUCAUGACUACAAGGACAUCUUCAAACAAGCAACAGAGGACAGGCUGACAAGUGCCAAGGAGCUGCCUUACUUUGAGGGUGAUUUCUGGCCCAAUGUGCUGGAAGAAAGCAUUAAGGAGUUGGAGCAGGAAGAGGAGGAAAGAAAAAAGGAAGAAAGUACUGCAGCUAGUGAAACAACAGAGCAAGGUGUUUUGCAAAUAAAUAGGGUAGGAAAAUCUGAAGUCUACCAGACUGAAGUGGAACCAAAAAAUUCCAAUGGGAAGGACUGCAUUCAGCUUAGAUGCCAUGACAAUUUGGAUACAGGAAGCCAGGGUGACAGCAAAAAUGCCAAGAAAAAGAACAACAAAAAAACCAACAAGAAUAAGAGCAGCAUCAGCAGAGCUAACAAGAAGAAACCCAGCAUGCCAAAUGUGUCCAAUGAUCUGUCUCAGAAGCUGUAUGCCACUAUGGAGAAGCAUAAAGAGGUCUUUUUUGUGAUUCAUUUACAUGCUGGGCCUGUAAUUAACACUCUGCCUCCCAUUGUGGACCCUGAUCCAUUACUUAGCUGUGAUUUGAUGGAUGGGCGAGAUGCCUUCCUCACCUUAGCCAGAGAUAAGCACUGGGAGUUCUCCUCACUACGCCGAUCCAAAUGGUCCACGCUCUGCAUGCUGGUAGAGCUACAUACUCAAGGGCAGGAUCGCUUUGUCUAUACGUGCAAUGAGUGCAAACAUCAUGUGGAAACAAGGUGGCAUUGCACUGUCUGUGAGGACUACGACCUCUGCAUUAACUGCUACAACACUAAGAGCCAUGACCACAAGAUGGUUAAGUGGGGCCUGGGUCUGGAUGAUGAGAGCAACAGCCAAGGAGAGCAACAGUCAAAGAGCCCCCAGGAGUCGCGACGACUGAGCAUCCAGCGCUGCAUACAGUCCCUUGUCCAUGCCUGUCAGUGCCGCAAUGCCAACUGCUCAUUGCCAUCCUGCCAGAAGAUGAAACGGGUUGUCCAGCACACCAAGGGCUGCAAGCGCAAGACCAACGGUGGCUGUCCAGUGUGCAAACAGCUCAUAGCUCUUUGCUGCUACCAUGCCAAACACUGCCAAGAGAACAAAUGCCCUGUGCCAUUCUGCCUCAAUAUCAAACACAAACUUCGACAGCAGCAGAUACAGCAUCGCCUGCAGCAGGCUCAGCUCAUGCGCAGAAGGAUGGCUACCAUGAACACCCGAAAUGUGCCUCAGCAAAGUUUGCCUUCUCCUACCUCAGCAACGCCUGGUACCCCUACACAGCAGCCAAGUACACCACAAACACCGCAGCCUCCUCCCCAGCCCCAGCCUUCCCCUGUAAGUAUGUCACCGGCUGGCUUUCCCAGUGUGUCGAGAACUCAGCCCCCUACCACUGUUUCAACAGGAAAACCUGCAAAUCCGGUUUCUGCACCUCCACCUCCGGCUCAGCCUCCACCGGCCGCGGUGGAAGCGGCUCGGCAGAUUGAGAGAGAAGCUGCCCAGCAGCAGCAGCAGCUCUACAGGGUCAACAACAUUAACAAUGGCUUGCCUCCUGGGCGCCCAGGACUAGUAAACCCAACAGUGGGUUCAGUGAACCAGAUGCAGCAAGUCAGCAUGAAUGUACCCCGGCCCAACCCUGUAAGUGGUCCAGUGAUGUCCAACAUGCAGCCUGGACAAUGGCAGUCACCUCCAAUGCCGCAGCAGCAACCAAUGCAGCCAGGAAUGGCAAGACCAGUUAUGCCAAUGGCGACACCACAAGCAGUGGCUGGGCCAAGGAUGCCAGGUGUGCAGCAGCCUCCACGGAGCAUCCCCCCGAAUGCACUUCAGGACUUACUGAGGACCUUGAAAUCACCGAGUUCUCCACAGCAGCAGCAGCAAGUUCUUAAUAUCCUUAAAUCCAAUCCUCAGCUUAUGGCAGCUUUUAUAAAGCAAAGAACAGCCAAAUACGUGGCUAACCAGCCUGGGAUGCAGCCGCAAGCAGGCAUACAGCCCCAGCCUGGGAUGCAGCAGCCACAGACUGGCAUGCAACAGCCAGGCAUGCACACUCAAGCAGGACUGCAGAACAUGAACGCGAUGCAAGCAGGAGUGCAGAGACCGAGCGUUCCUCCCCAGCAGCAAGGGAUAGGCGCUAUGAAUCCCCAGGGACAAGCGAUAAACAUCAUGAACCCCAACCACAACCCUAGCAUGGCAAACAUGAGUCCGCAGUACAGAGAAAUACUGAGGCGGCAAUUACUGCAGCAGCAGCAGCAACAGCAGCAGCAGCAAGGAGGGGCUGGCAUGGCAGGAGGGAUGGCAGGACAUAACCAGUUCCAGCAGCCUCAAGGACCAGGAGGUUACCCUCAAGCCAUGCAGCAGCAGCGGAUGCAGCAGCAUAUAUCGAUACAGGGGGGUUCCAUGGGACAGAUGGCUCAGAUGGGACAGCUGAACCAGAUGGGCCAGCCCGGCAUGGGGGCUGAUGGCACUCCCAACAUCCAGCAAGCGCUGCAGCAGCGGAUCCUGCAACAGCAGCAGAUGAAACAGCAGAUAGGGUCCCCUGGCCAGCCUAACCCCAUGAGCCCACAGCAGCACAUGCUCUCAGGACAACCGCAGGCUUCUCAUCUCCCAGGCCAGCAGAUUGCCACCUCCCUCAGCAACCAGGUGCGGUCCCCAGCACCUGUUCAGUCUCCCCGUCCCCAGUCCCAGCCACCACAUUCCAGCCCAUCACCCCGGAUACAGCCCCAACCAUCACCUCACCACGUCUCUCCCCAGACUGGUUCCCCCCACCCAGGACUUGCAGUCACUAUGGCUAGCUCCAUGGAUCAGGGACACUUGGGCAACCCAGAACAGAGUGCAAUGCUUCCACAACUAAACACCCCAAACAGGAGUGCGUUGUCUAACGAAUUGUCUCUGGUCGGUGACACCACCGGGGACACAUUAGAAAAAUUUGUGGAGGGUUUGUAGCAUUAUGGGAGCAUCACUUUUUUUUCUUUCGUGUUCUUGGACAUUUUGUACUGAAAAUUCAGACAUCUGGGUUGUUUUGAAUCCUGGAUGGAACUGCUGCUUCCUACACCUGGAAGAAUGAAUUGCUGUUAAAAAAAAAUAUAAAAUUAAAAAAAACAAACAAACAAACAAAACAAACAAACAAAAAAAACCAAUACAAAGAAUAUAUUUUUUUGUUAAAGCCAGGCUGUUAAAAUAUCUGGUCCUUUUGUGGGUUUUUUUGGUUUUUAUUUUUUUGUUGCUGUUGGCUCAUACCUUUUUUUUAUCGGGGAAAACAAGUUCAUUAUAUUCAUAUUUUUUAUUUGUAUUUUCAAGACUUUAAACAUUUGAGUUUAAAAGAAGAAAAAAAUAAUAUUCAGAAACUGUUUCCUGAAAUAAUGCAACAUUAUAGUGUAUCCCGGUAACUUUGACAUGUUGCGGGAAGAUUUUUGUUUUUUCUAUAGUGAACUCUGCAGGCGUUUGAAGUAUUACCCCUGGGAAGAUAGGAAUUGACUCUUGCACACAAAACCACACAUUGGCCAAUGCCAAAAUCCUUGUCUUGCAGAUGUAGAAAUUGUUGCUUUGUUUCUCUGAUAAAACUGGUUUUAGAUGAAAAUAGGGAUGAUCACUCUUAGACCGUGCUGAUUUGAAUAGAGAAGAAGCAUUCUUUUCUUUCUUUCUUCUGUGUGAAACUUGAAAUGAGGAAAAGCAAUUCUAGUGUAAAUCAUGCAAGCGCUAUAAUUACUAUAAAUAAGAAAAUCCAAGAAGAUUCAAUCACUGUAUAGAAUGGUAAAAAAAAAAACAAACUCAUUUCUUAUAAUAUCAUAUUGUUAAAUAAACUGUGUGCAACAGACAAAAAAGGGUGGUCCUUCUUGAAUUCAUGUACAUGGUAUUAACACUUAGUGUUUGGGGUUUUUGUUAUGAAAAUGCUGUUUUCAACAUUGUAUUUGGACUAUGCAUGUCUUUUUUCCAUUGUAUAUAACGUAUUGCUUAAAAUUGAUAUAAAUUACUGAAGUUUUUAACAUG
Phalacrocorax carbo (great cormorant) is the source of this 8923-nucleotide messenger RNA. The record is from RefSeq and is a predicted model, not a curated record. Lineage: Eukaryota; Metazoa; Chordata; Aves; Suliformes; Phalacrocoracidae.